Messenger RNA from Mycosarcoma maydis (corn smut), 342 nucleotides. RefSeq lists its product as uncharacterized. The record is from RefSeq and is a predicted model, not a curated record. Bases 1 to 342 code for a protein of 113 amino acids. The transcript has a single exon. Lineage: Eukaryota; Fungi; Basidiomycota; Ustilaginomycetes; Ustilaginales.
AUGAAAAUCGCUAUCUUGUAUCUCCUGGUGGCAGCUAUCUCCACUCUAGCUCUUGUCAAGUCGGCCUCGAUUCCCCUUUAUCUGAAAGUCAGCGAGAUCGUCAAGCAUGCUGAAUAUUCGGAACAAGGCGCGGAAACAAAACUCUUGGACAGCCUCGAGCAACUACAAAGAGAUCUUUACAGCUCUCCUAUGCGCAUUCUCGAUCCGCAACGCCGCGUGUCCAACCACAUCAGUCCGACUAGGAUGUCCAAUAUUCAACUGGCUCGAAAAGAAGCCAUCAAUUCCAUCAACUUUUCCAGGAGAAAACGACCUCGCAAGGGCAUACCGCAAAGAGCUUUCUAG